AUGGCAGUGAAGGAAUGUACCAAGGCGCAGGGAUGCACCACGAAGGAGCACAAACUGGUGCUGGAUGCCAACUGGCGCUGGAUCCACACAACCGACGGGUACAAGAACUGCUACACCGGCAAUACCUGGGACAGCAGCAUCUGCUCUGACCCGGACGCCUGUGCACAAGGCUGUGCGCUAGAAGCGGUGGAUGCUGCACAGUACGAGAGCAUCUACGGCAUCACCGCUGUGCCUGGAGGUGUGAAACUGAACUUCGUCACGGGCUCCAACGUCGGAUCUCGCUUGUUUCUCUUGGAGGACGACGACACUUACAAGCUCUUCAAGCUCAAGAACCGAGAGUUUGCGUUGGAUGUGGACUCGUCCACUGUGGAGUGUGGCAUGAACGGUGCCAUGUAUUUCAUCGAGAUGGCUGCUGACGGAGGAAAAGGCCUCGGAUACAACGCCGCCGGCGCCAAGUACGGCACCGGGUACUGCGACGCGCAAUGCCCACACGACGUGAAGUUUAUCGGCGGCGCGGCCAACACCAAAGACUGGAAGCCUCAUCCAAAGGACUUCAGCAAUACCAUUGGUCUGGGUCACUAUGGCGCCUGCUGCGCAGAGAUGGACAUUUGGGAGGCGAACAACAUGGCCACGGCUUACACGCCCCACCCGUGCAACAUCGACGUGCCAGGCCAGUACGUCUGCGAAGGCACAGAGUGUGGAGACAACGACAGUGGCGAGCGAUACGAUGGGCUCUGUGACAAGGACGGCUGCGACAUCAACCCUUUCCGCAAUGGCAACACCAGCUUCUUUGGGCAGGGAACCGACUCUGCAGUGGACUCGUCCCGGCCGAUGACGGUAGUGACACAGUUUCUCACCACGGACGGCACAGACGAGGGCGACCUUUCCGAGAUUCGGCGCUUCUAUGUGCAGGAUGGCCGGGCGAUUGCAAGCCCGCCCAUCACCAUCCUCCCGAAAACUCCGGACUCUAUCACCGACGAGAUGUGCGAGGACAUAAAGGAGCUCUUCGACAACAAAAACGACUACCAAGAGAAAGGUGGAAGCAAGGCCAUGGGAGAGUCUCUGGAUCGUGGCCAUGUGGCGGCUUUCUCCCUCUGGGACGACAUCGACGUUCACAUGAUGUGGUUGGAUUCCUGCUACCCCGAAGACAAGCCCUGCAGUGAUCCGGGUGUCCACCGAGGAAUGUGCCCCGGCGGCGAGGAGAGCGCCCCGCAAAACGUGCGCAGGAAGCACACCUUCGGCCAUGUUAUCUUCGCGAACGCGGCUGUUGGAGAGAUCGGCACCACCCAGUCUGUAUACCCCGGCUCUUCGGUGACAUCACCGCCCUCAACUACGGCGACCACGCCAACGGAGACGACCACGACCACAGAGCUUACGGCGACUAUGCCGACAGAGACGACCACGACCACACAGCUGACCACAACUGGCAUCUCCACGGGCGCCUGGGAGCCCGUAGAUGGAGGCGAGGGCCGCGCCUGCCGUGGUUCCAGCCGCAGCGACAACAGACCUCAGUACUACCAGCUUGUGCGCGGCAUCACCUCUCUGGAGGACUGCCAGAUGCACUGUGCUGCCACAGCCGGCUGCCGCGGCGUGGAAUUCUCGCGUCAGCGAUGUGAGGUGUGGCUGCGAGCCGAGGGUAUUGAGGCGACGAUCGCGCUGCCAGGCUUCACAUGCAUGCGCUAUGAUGGCCCACUUGUCCCGACGACCACACCGAUGGCGGGUAUCUGGAGUACGGUGGAUGGUGGCGAUGGUCGCGCCUGCCGCGGUGCCUCAAGCAGCGAUAACUCUGCCAACUACUACGCCGUCGUCCCUGGACUCGUGAACCUGGAUGCCUGCAAGGCUCGUUGCCAGAUCACCGAUGGCUGCCAAGGAGUCGAGUUCAAGAUCGGGCGCUGUGAGAUCUGGACGCGACCUGAGGGCAUCCAGGCUUCGAUCCCCCUCCCAGGCUUUACCUGCCUCAGCUACCAGAGCGGCGCUGUGAGCAGCAUGCCUCCCAGCACUGCAACGACAACUGCCGAACCACCGGCCACUACGACAACGUCAGCAUCCUGCGCGGGAGCUUGGCAGCAGUGUGGCGGGCGAAAUCAUGUCGGUGCAACUUGCUGCCUGGAGGGCUAUCUCUGCGUCGUGGACAACGAGUGGUAUUCGCAGUGCGUACCAACGCCUAUGCCCGCUUUCGCCCAAGCUGCGGCGCAGAAGCGGGGCAGCCGCCGCCACAAGUUUUUGGGUCCGAGCUUCAUGCAGUCCAAGGCGAAGACUUCCCGGAAAGGCGCCGCCGAGAUUCCCGCGGAGACCUGGGAGCUUUGA
Messenger RNA from Symbiodinium sp. CCMP2592, 2307 nucleotides. The record is from the annotation of a GenBank genome assembly. Lineage: Eukaryota; Dinophyceae; Suessiales; Symbiodiniaceae.